Messenger RNA from Colletotrichum chrysophilum, 1158 nucleotides. RefSeq lists its product as uncharacterized. Gene Ontology annotation, molecular function: carbohydrate:proton symporter activity. NCBI's taxonomy places the organism in Eukaryota, Fungi, Ascomycota, Sordariomycetes, Glomerellales, Glomerellaceae. The record is from RefSeq and is a predicted model, not a curated record. Gene Ontology annotation, cellular component: membrane. The coding region runs from base 1 to 1158 and encodes 385 amino acids. The transcript is spliced from 3 exons. Gene Ontology annotation, biological process: carbohydrate transport; transmembrane transport.
AUGUUCUGCACCGCCCGAGUCAUCAUCGGCUUCGGUACCACCGCCUCCGUAAUAUCCGGUUCCGCAUACCUCGCCGAGACGCUCCCAUGGGACCAGCGCGCGUGGGGCCUCGCCCUCUUCGACGACUGCUUCUACAUCGGCGCCUUGACCGCCGCGGGCGUGACGUACGGAUCCUUCAAGAUCAGCAGCAGCUGGGCGUGGAGGCUGCCGAGUCUGGUGCAAGGGGCGUGGGGGCUGCUCUGCAUAUCGUUGCUGCCGUGGCUGCCGGAGAGCCCGCGCUGGCUGGUCGAUCAGGGACGCGCUUACGAUGCGAUAAUGGUUCUUGCGCAGGUGAAUGCUGGAGGAGACACGGCGGAUGAGCUGGUUCGGCUGCAGUUUCGACAGAUUUGCGAGACGAUUGGGUACGAGCGGGAUCCGAUGACCUGCAAGGAGGCGGUCCGCAACCGUGGGGCGAGGAAGAGACUAAUUAUUACAGCAUCGUGCGCGCUGAUAUCCAUGCUGACGGGCAACAUCGUUUUCAUGUAUAAUGUCGGCAAGAUGUUGAGCCACGCAGGCGUCAGUGACGAAGGGACCCAGCUGCUUGUGAAUGUUGGGCUAAACGGCGCAUCUCUGGUUGUAUCAAUUUGCGGAAGCUACUACACAGACAAGAAGGGGGCAAAGUCUGCCGCGCUCAUCAGCACAGCGGGAGUAACCGUUGCCCUCAUCUUGCUAGGCGUCCUGACCAAGUUCUACGGCGACACCACUUAUACCCCCGGGAUCUGGGCGACGGUUUUUGCGGUAUUUUUGUUCUCGAUAUCGUAUGCCUUCGGAUGGAUCCCCAUUCUCUUUCUGAUGCCGGCUCAAAUGCUGUAUUUCCGUAUCAGGGCCAAGGGCAUGAGCAUGUUCAGCUUCAUCAUCUGCGCUGUUGGCAUUGCCGGUAACUUCGCCUAUCCUAUUGCCAUCGACGCCGUAGGUUACUGGGUUUAUAUCAUGAACGGUGGAUGGAACGUGCUCUUUUUCGCCUUCAUCUGGUGGUACUGGGUAGAGGUCCUGGGAAAGACCCUUGAAGAGAUUGAUGCGCUGUUUGACGGAAGAAAGCACACUGAUACGCCAAACGUGGAGGCUGUUGUGGCUGGCCGAGAAGAUGAGAGGUGGAAGACGAGUCUGAAUAAUCCUUAG